AUGGCUGUCCAUUCCUUUCUGAGUCUUCAACUUCUAUCUGCCUACCUUUUGCAUUUCAGUCGUGUCUCGGGUCAGACUGGUUCGGUCUAUCAGUUGGAUACAGAGUACUCGGGCACCAAUUUCUUUGAUGGAUGGGACUUUUAUACGGGGGCCGAUCCCACCGGCGGUUUUGUUACAUAUUACAGCCGGUCGUCUGCGCAACUCGCUGGGAUGAUCAACUCGAGCGAUACUUCGCCCAUCUACAUCGGCUCGGAUUACUCGAGUUACAUUUCGUCCACACAAGCGGCAGGCCGACCCAGCGUCCGGAUCUCCAGCCAGCGGUCGUGGACCCACGGACUCUUCAUCGGAGACUUCAACCAUGCCCCGGGAGGAGUGUGUGGCAGUUGGCCGGCUUUUUGGACUCUCGGACCCAAUUGGCCUUACACCGGGGAAAUCGACAUCAUGGAAGGCGUCAAUCUUCUCACUAACAACGCAAUGACACUACACACAAACCCCAACUGCACCAUUGCAGGCGACAGCCGAACAAUGACCGGGCAGUUGCAGACCACCAAUUGCGCGUACUAUCCCGGAUACAAUGUCGGAUGUGGCAUCAGUGACAACCGGCCCGCGAGUUUCGGAGCCGGUUUCAACGACGCGGGCGGAGGGGUGUAUGCCAUGCAAUGGACCUCGGACUACAUUCGCAUUUGGUUCUUCCAGCGUGGCUCCAUCCCCGCCGACAUCUUGAGCAGAACGCCCAACCCUGCGAACUGGGGUCUUCCCGCCGCCAACAUGCAGGGGUCUUGUGUCAUCGACGAUCACUUUCAAGCGCACAAGAUCGUCAUCAACAAUGCCUUCUGUGGCGAGUAUGCCGGCGUGGCGAGUGUCUGGAAUUCUUCCACCGGCUCUUGCGCGGCCUCGACGGGCUACUCGACCUGCGAUCAAUAUGUUGCGUCUGUGCCGGGGGCAUUCCAAGCUUCAUACUGGAGCGUCAAUUCGAUUCGAGUCUAUCAGCUUGUCGCUUCCAGCCCCAAUGCAACUUCCACGGCAACUCCCUACAUAGCAAGCGAUCAACCCAGCCAAUCUACUGUAUCGACGACCAGUACAGCCACUCCCACUCCGACCACAUCUCUGUGUCCGAGCUACAACUUCACCGUGGUGCGAUCCGGCACCCUGAACUACGAGAUCGAAUGUGGUGUCAAUCCCGGAGGGUCCGACAUCGCCCGGCCGUACCCCAACUUUGUGGUCAAUUCGUUCGAGGACUGUGUGGCGGGCUGCAGCUACUGGAACGUCAAUAUCACGGCCAACAUCUGUGGUGCAGUCGCGUAUCAGAUCAGCAGCAAGGCCUGCUACUGGAAGAGGAACGUGGGGAGUACCCCCCUGAACUCCGCGUACAAUGGCGCCCGGCUCAUCUACUAUGCAUACCCCCAAGUCACGGACAAUCCCAACCUGGUCACCUCCAGCACCAGCAGCACCUCGUAUGUGGCCACGGUGGUCGCGCCGCAAACAUAUGUCAAUCCUUCGGUCUCUUCGACCACGUCCUUCUCGUUGAUCACAGGCACACCGGCGUCCUCGUUCACGGAUGGAAUCGGCAUGGGCGGUGGGAGUGGUACUGCGACUGAUCUGGUCUUCCUCUUCCUCGACCACCUCUACCUCUGGAUCUGUCGCAUCGACCACUUCAACCACUUCGCUGUCGAGUAG
Molecule: messenger RNA, 1677 nt
Organism: Capronia epimyces CBS 606.96
Lineage: Eukaryota; Fungi; Ascomycota; Eurotiomycetes; Chaetothyriales; Herpotrichiellaceae
Exons: 8
Coding region: 1-1677 (558 amino acids)
Biological process (GO): glucan catabolic process
Molecular function (GO): hydrolase activity, hydrolyzing O-glycosyl compounds
Source: RefSeq, a predicted model, not a curated record